This is a messenger RNA of Argentina anserina (silverweed cinquefoil), 1343 nucleotides long. Its product is annotated as pentatricopeptide repeat-containing protein At5g66520-like. NCBI's taxonomy places the organism in Eukaryota, Viridiplantae, Streptophyta, Magnoliopsida, Rosales, Rosaceae. The transcript has 3 exons. Bases 1 to 1260 code for a protein of 419 amino acids. The record is from RefSeq and is a predicted model, not a curated record. Gene Ontology annotation, molecular function: protein binding.
AUGGUCUUAGGAGACCAACUUCGAGCCUUGUGGUUAGAUGCAGCAUCUAAUGUCUGGUUUUCCAAUUGGAGCCAAACUCUUUUUUUGCGGUCCCUCAACACCUUCAACUCAUGGGCCGCGGCCAUACGCAGCUCUUCCUCCCCGCAUAAAGCUCUGCGUAUCUUCACCCAAAUGCACCGCCAGUCUGUGCCUUGCGACACUUACUCCAUUCUCUUUACUCUAAAUUCAUGUACCAAGUUUCAUAACCACGCAGCCAUUCAACACCUCCAUUCCCACAUCGUGAAACUCGGGUUUGAUUCUCACGUAUAUGUAGCCACCUCACUUCUUCACGCCUACGUUUACGGCUCGCUUGUGCAUGCUAGUCAACUGUUCGACGAAAUGCCUGAGAAGAGCACAGUCACCUGGAACACGAUGAUUUCCGGGUUCUCGAGGACCGGGAAUGUAGAGAGAGCAAGAAUUAUGUUUGAGGAUAUGCCAUUGAGAGAUGCUUCGUCAUGGAAUGCAAUGAUCACAGCGUAUGUGAACAACGGGAGACAUGAGCUUGGGUUGUCACUCUUUCGGGAUAUGGUGAUGGGUGAAGAAGGUGUGAGACCUGACCCAAGGACUGCAGUGGUGGUUUUAUCUGGCUGUGCUCAUUCGGGUUCUGUUGGGUUGUUGGUGGGGAAGUCAGUUCAUGGGUUUAUUGUGAAGAACACGUGGGAGAUGAAUGCGGAGCUCGGUACAGUUUUGAUUGACAUGUAUGCGAAAUGUGGGUUUUUGAAGGGAGCAGAAGAGGUUUUUGAGUUGAUGCAAGAGAAGAAUGUGAUGACUUGGACUGCAUUGAUCUGUGGAUCGGCGCAAAAUGGUUCCAAUGAAGAAGCAUUGUGUUUGUUUGCGAGGAUGCAAAAUGCCGGUGUAAGACCUAAUCAACCGACUUUUACAGGAGUUCUUAGUGCUUGUGUGAACUUGGGACUAGUUGACGAGGGUCAAAAAUAUUUCAAUCUGAUUGAAGAAUGUGGCUUGGAGGUUAAGAUUCAGCAUUGUGGAUGCAUGGUCGAUUUGUUUGGUAAGGCGGGGAUGUUAGAGGAAGCUUAUGAUUUCAUUAAAACUAUUAAGAUUCUGGCCACCGUGGGCCGGCGCUGCAACUCCGGUCGGUAUAGACAGGAGCCCUGGGAGGGGAGAGUGCGGUGUGCACUAUCUGCGCUGUCAUUGCGCGUCACCGGUAGCCGUAAUCCAACCUAUGGAUUAUACCCCAGCACCAACUAUAGAGAUAGAGCAUGAUGUCACGAUUGAGAAAGUAGAAGAGUACUUUGUGAAUUACAUAGUUAAUGAUAGUUUGGGGAAACCAGAGAAUGAUGGUAGGG